CGCACGAGGAAGGGCAGAAUUAACGGCAAUCUUAUCGCGACGCGGCUCCGUCGUCUUCAGAGAGUGCCCAACAGUCCCCGGACGGUCGUGCACCACGUCGUGUCGCCGUGUACCCGUUCAAUUGUUUCGUGCGGCUCUUGGACCGCCGUAGUGGCUUAUCUUGUUAAUGUGAAGGAACUGGUGUAUUUGUUUAUCGACAGACAGUGUUUUUUUCGGGGGUCGCGGAAGAUGGCCGAUUAAUAUUUAAGGGGGUGGAUUUGGUGCAGACGUACAGUUUCUAUAAGCAAGUGGUUAAUUUGGCACCGUGUAUAAGUUCAAUUGUUCUUGUGACGUCAUUGGUUUCCGGUGCAAGAGGGUAUAAUGUGGUUGCACUUCUUGCACCUCAGCACAUUGGUGGUUGUCAUAUUAGCUAGGCCUAACACGAACGGUAACCGCCCCUGUCAGGGACCGGUUGUGAGGGGCACGUGCAACAGCAACAUACAAAAAUGGGCCUUCAACCACGACCGGCAGUCCUGCGUCAAGUUUAUGUGGAGCGGUUGCGGCGGCAACGACAACAACCGCUUCGACAACGAACAACUUUGUCUUUUGAAAUGUCAACAAUAUAAAGGGAACACGUCCAUAACACCCAUCGAAACGAUACUAAAGGAAAAGAGGGGGUCCCAACUGACGUUCCAAGAGACUGGUACAACGACCACGUUCAUGUUCGCCCAGUCCAACACUUUCAUCCAAAUUGAUGGUGACAUCAUUCAAACCUUCCAGCUGAGGUUGUGCCGACAGAUUUCCUUCAGCUUCCGCACACGGCUGCCCCACGGCCUCCUCGUCUACCACAACGUUCAGGUACCAAAGGGCGAGUCUUUGUUACCCUACGCUUUGUACGUUAUAGUACAGCAGGGACAGCUCAAAGUUGUGCACGUUUACGACAAACACUCAACGGUUUUAACUGUGGGAAGAGGCCUGAACAGAGACGAAUGGCACUCAGUAACGGUCAGAAUAGAUGUGCACAGCGGAAGACUUAUAGCGAUGGUUGACGAAUUAAAAGAAGAAACCGACUUAAUGGGUCUGGAUAAAGAAACCAACUACGGCGUGAAGGCCAACGUUACGUCAGUAAUCCUUAUUGGAGGCUUAAGCUCGGAAGAACGACUGCACGGCGUUAAAUACAUCAUAGAGUCGUUCGUUGGUUGUAUUAAAGACGUGACACUUAGCACGGGAAAAUCAGCAUCUGAUCUUCUACCAAUCACUCCUUUGAUCGCAACGAAGCACGAGAAUGUCCAGGAGGGUUGUUUGGACAAGUGUCGAACGAUAGAGAAUUUGUGCUUUCAAGGGUCAAGGUGCAUAAACCAUUACAAUUCAUUGACUUGCGACUGCUUUGGCACCAAAUAUGAAGGGGAAUAUUGCGACAUGUAUACGGCAACAAUUUUGACUUUGCGAGGGUCCUCGUACGUCUCAUAUAGAGUUUAUGACUGGAAGGAUCGAGUUCACUCUUCCACAACCCGCUUCUCCAUGAUGUUUAAAACUCGCUUCGACGACUCAGCGUUGCUUUACGCUGCUGGAGGUGAACAGGACAUCGACCACCACAUCGCAGCUUCUAUCAAAGACAACUCGGUGCACGUGAAGAUUAAUCUAGGUUUGGAGUCAAUUUAUAAAGUCCUGGGACAAACUGGCGACUUCAAGCUACACCAGUGGAACAACCUAACCAUUUAUCACAACAACGACAAGAUUCACUUGAUCUUGAACGAGGAAGUGGUGACUGUGAACGUAUCUAACAAUUCGUUUUUGUACAUCGACCCGGAAAUUUACAUUGGAGGCGGACCGGAAUUGCGGAAGAAGAACGCCCUGAAGUCCGACAAUAAUUUCGCCGGGUCUUUGAAGUAUGUGUUUUACAACGAUGUCUCGAUAAUUUACGAGCUUCACAAGAACAACCCGAAGGUCCACUACAUCGGAAUACUGCGGCCGGAGUUUUACGAAGCUGACGUGAAGGAAAUCCCGAUAACAUUCCCAUUCUCCGCCUCACACAUCUGGUGUUUAAACAAUUUCACAGACAGUUUAAGCCUUUCGUUUUACUUCAAAGCCAGCAGUAACUUGAGCGUGGUCGCCUCCAGUGAGGUGCAAUCGGGCAUGUACUGGGAAUUAAGGAUAGUCAACGACGAGAUGCGAUUCGAACUGACCAACAAUCUGAAAAACACCACGCAUCUGAUAAGCGUGAAGAAAACGCCGGGGAUCUGGCAUUUCCUCAACCUGACUUACGCCCACGGCGAGGUCACCCUCAUUGUGGAUAACAGGGAGAAACAGGAACGUUUGGGCGACAUAAAGUUUUCGAUCGGCGACAAGAUUAAAAUAUCGGCUGGCUCACGUGCCAAUGCAGGUAUGGUCGGUUGCAUGCGUGAGAUCAUCAUAAACGGUGAACAGAUAGAACCUCGCAGGAUCCUGCAAUCCGAACGCACGGUCGGCGAAGUCACGCUGGACGACUGCAAGUUCAUAGACGCGUGCAAAAGACCGAACACGUGCGAACACGGUGGCAAGUGCAGUGUCAAAGAGGAUGGACUGACGUGCGACUGCACCGGCACCGGCUACAUCGGGAAGAAUUGCCAUUUCACCUUGCACCGGAAAACCUGCGAGGAACUGGCAUUGCUAGGUUACACAAAACCGGACGUGUACCUGAUCGACAUAGACGGAAACGGCAAGUUUCCCCCUGCUUACGUACGAUGCGAGUUCCAAAGCAUCGAAGAAUCAACCAAGACAAUCGUGGAACACAACCUGCCUAGCCAAAUCGAUGUUAGAUCUCCAUCUGAGAAGGACUUCAGUUUCAGCAUCAAAUACAGAGAGUUCACACCCGAAAUGCUGCAGGAGUUGGUGUCGCAUUCGCUUAAUUGCAGUCAAUACAUCAAGUACGAUUGUUUCAAGGCCCCGUUGCAGCUUCACUCGGCCACGUGGUUCUUGAGUUCCGCCAAUCAGACCGUCGAUUUUAUUGGCGAUGUUAAAAGGGGGACUUGUCCAUGUUCGAUAGGCAAGAAAUGCGAGAACUCAUCGCAGUGGUGCAAUUGCGAUGACAUCAACGAUGACAAGUGGAACACCGACGAGGGGCACUACACAAUGGCUAACAGUUUGGGAAUCACCGAAAUGGUCUUCCUCCAACAGCCAGACUUGCCAGAAGAUGCGGUUGGUAGGAUCACCCUUGGUGCUCUGGAAUGUGUGGAAACAAAUACACAAAGAUAUGUGGUCACUUUUACCACCAGUCAGUCGUACAUCGAAGUGCCGGGUUGGCGGAAGGGUGAUCUGGCCUUUUCCUUCAGGACCACGGGGAGGAAAGCUAUUCUUCUCUAUCAACCACCGAUCAGGCCCAAUUAUCCUAGCUUUAUGGUUGCACUUACUAGCGAUUAUAAUUUGACCUUUAACUUCACGUUAAACACUGGAGUGUCUAAAGAAUUGGUGAUUAAAUCCGCCAAAAAAUUGAACGGGGGCGAAUGGCACAAACUAUGGAUUGACUACAACAAGUACCACGUUAGAUUUAUGAUCAAUGAAGAUAAGGCUUUUGAAGAUCUAAAGUCCGAAGAGGAGUUUGGACCUUUCGAAGGAUCCAUGUUCAUUGGAGGGGCACCAUCCAAUUUAUUGGACGCAAAAUCCUCGGUUCAUCAAGGACUAAUUGGAUGCUUCCGUGGCUUGGUGGUCAACGAGGAGAUCUUGGACAUCUACAGUUACAUGAGCGUCCACCUAAGCGAAAUUAUCAAGGAUUGCAAGCCGUCCUGCGUUCCGAAUCCAUGUCAGAACGGAGCCCAAUGUAAAGAACUGUGGAGCACCUUCGAGUGCAUCUGCCCAAACCCCUGGGCUUACAACGGAACUUAUUGUGAAGAGAAUAUCAAUACCAAUGGGGUCACUUUCACCCAACCGGAGUCGUUCUUGCGGCGCAACUUCCUAAGCACCGAUUACAGUAACGAAAAACUCGUCCUGCGAGAAAUGUUUCAAAAACAAAUCCUGGUCAACCUACGAACCUACGACGACGUGGCCCUUAUAUUCUAUGCGAACGACCACUUAAAUAAUUUCGUUCAUCUGUACAUUGAGAACGGAACUCAAGUAGUUUUCCUGUUCAAUCAUGGAAACGUCAUACAUAACGUGACCGUGAGCUAUGCCAAGUUGAAUUCAAGCAAUCCCGUGCAAAUCGCAAUUGAAAGAAACAAGCAGAAGACCACGGUGCAUGUGAAUGAGAAAAACCAGUCCAUUCCCUUCGGCGUGCUACUUCUGGAUGAGUACUCGCCCAAACCUUGGACCAACCCAGAUGACGAGGUGCUCGCACCGCAGAGACCUCCGGCACCACCCACCGAAUAUUUUCAGCUGAACCUAGGAGGAUACGACCCCGAAACGCUACUCAAAGUGUCCGAUUAUCCCCCCAAGUUGCCCGGCUAUGUGGGCUGCAUGCGCGGCUUCCAAAUCGGCGAAACGCUCCUUGAUCUGCCGUCCAAGAUUAAAAAGGAUGAUUCAGGAGUCAUUCCGAACUGCACGAUGAAAUGUGACGAGGAGCCGUGCAAACAUGAUGGGAUUUGCAUAGAGAAUUUCAGACAGCAGGAUCAUUCUUGUGACUGCGAAUUCACCAGUUACUACGGACCGUUUUGUAACGACGAAAAGGGUGCCGAUUUCAGUGGUGAAUCCAUGCUUUGGAGGACUUACGUCUUAAAUGGAACGGUUGAAUAUGUUAAAAUUCAGCUGGCUUUCUCCAGUGCAGACGACAAGCAAAAGAACACCGUAUUGCUUCUUCUUCAAACAGAGAAUAACCGUAGUUAUUACCUGUUGGUGGCACUUACUGAGAAAGGACAUCUGAUUGUCCAAGAAGAUCGAGAGGGUGAAGUGUACUCAGCUACCUUUAGCACCAAGAGCUUCAUUAACGGGGCCAGACACUCAGUCUAUUACAGAAGGGACAGAAACGAAUCCGAGUUAUUUAUAGACAGAGAAGUAAUUCCAAUGCAGCAAAUUCCUGCAGAAAGUUUCACCAAUGUACCGGAAAAUGGAGCUAACGAUGUGCAAAUUGGUGGACACAACACGCAAGAUCCAAGAUUCGCCAUUUAUAAGUAUUACAGUGGAUGUCUUUCUAACAUAUUCAUCGAAAUCAACGAGCAAUUGAUGAAGCCAUUGGAUGAGUACAUGUUGUUCAAAAAAGAUGGAUCUGAAAAAGUAAACGUUUCCAACCCAGCAGGAGUGAGAAGUGCUCAGUGUAGUUCCGACUUUGACUUGCACGAAAAAAUUCCUGGACCCACAAAUCUCAAUCAGACUAUUGGAAAGGACAAAAGUUGGGUACAAGAUGCACCUCAAAGGAUUUUAUACACUUCCCUGUACUCCACGGAUGAUGAAGAGGAAGAGCACACGGAACAAAUCAUCGUUAUCGUGCUGGCCACAUUCUUCGUGCUUGUCAUAAUAGGAGGUACUUACCAUCUAUACAGAACUGAUAAGAAGUACAGGGAACGCAAGGAAAGAGAAACAGAUGCUAAUAUUAUAUUGUCGAAACAACAAGCGGCGAUACUUCAACAAGAGAAUUCAAAAACUUUGGAAAUGGAGGAAAAACUUAAGCCAACGUUGAACGGCAAGUUACCCAACGAAGAAAAAGCCCCAGUCAUAGUGAACGCGAAUGGCAAAAAGGCCCAAAACGAACAUCCUCCUGAAGUUGUGCCAAGCGAGGAAAUACCGCUCAGACCUUUAAAACGUGUCGACAGCAAACGAGAGAAACGAAUCAGUUUUAGAGAUAGUGCUAGUGAAUUAGCUUGGGACACGCCAAACGAAAACUCCGAUUUGUUGUCCAACGUGCUGGAGGAAGACGAGAACGAAUACCAAAGCGAUUCAGAAAACGAAGAGAAGAAGCCGCCUAUUGUGGACGUGGAGGUGGACGUAAUGGAUACGCCAAACGAAGAAGAGCAAACAAAUCGAAGACCGUCAUCAAAAUCAAUUGGAACGAACGGGGUGGCAAACUCUAAAGGAUCUAAUAAAUUCAAUCCGAUUUUGAAACCAAUAUUUUUAAAUGAACAGCAAAGAACGUUUGGGAAUCCAAUCAGUUAUUUAGGAGGUCCUAGACUACCAGCCAGAAACAGGUCCAGUGUUGAAAGCGUUUUGUCUCUAGAUUAAUUUUUAUUAAUCUGUAGUUUUGUAGCAAAAGACUGAGUAGUAUUAUUAUGUAUUGUACAUAUUAUAUUAUAGUAAAUUAUUUAUAAUA
This is a messenger RNA of Aethina tumida (small hive beetle), 6190 nucleotides long. RefSeq names its product axotactin. NCBI's taxonomy places the organism in Eukaryota, Metazoa, Arthropoda, Insecta, Coleoptera, Nitidulidae. Gene Ontology annotation, molecular function: serine-type endopeptidase inhibitor activity. Bases 361 to 6102 code for a protein of 1913 amino acids. The record is from RefSeq and is a predicted model, not a curated record. The transcript has 20 exons.